AUGUCUCUUGGUCAGGGCUCCUGGAAAGGCGUUGGAUUUGGUGUUUGGUGCGAUAGCUGGGGAAGGGUUACCAUGCAACCAGGUGGUCAACAAUUUAACAAACGGAGAUGCACAGAUCGAGCUAGAGAAAUCCACUAUGUGGUUGAAUAUGCAGAGCUGGGGAUGGUGGCCCAGGAAAAUGGAACGCAAAACCUCCCUGAAAAGAAAAGGAAUAAUUCCCCGGAUUGGCUGUUGAUGUGGAAGGCACUUGUGACAGCACAAACGUUUGCUUUUGGGUGCAAACAAAAGGAGGAGCCUCAGAACGCUGCUGCCAGCAUCAUGCGUCCAGCUGAAAUGAUAUCUGAGCAGAAAGUGGGUCGAAGCUCUGCCGACAACCAGUCCACGUUGGCAGAUGCUGUUGCCAGAGGAAAUCUAGCGCAAAGUUGGUAUUAA
Molecule: messenger RNA, 432 nt
Organism: Nannizzia gypsea CBS 118893
Lineage: Eukaryota; Fungi; Ascomycota; Eurotiomycetes; Onygenales; Arthrodermataceae
Exons: 2
Coding region: 1-432 (143 amino acids)
Source: RefSeq, a predicted model, not a curated record